Molecule: messenger RNA, 3049 nt
Organism: Odontomachus brunneus
Lineage: Eukaryota; Metazoa; Arthropoda; Insecta; Hymenoptera; Formicidae
Product: RUN domain-containing protein 1
Exons: 10
Coding region: 233-2056 (607 amino acids)
Source: RefSeq, a predicted model, not a curated record
GCGAGUUGUACCGCCGAUGCACGGAAUGUACGCAUGAGUGCGAUAAGAGAUCGCGUCAAUCAACUUUUGCACGGUCUGUACCGCUUUUCUGACGUCUGGACCGUCUCGGUCGUGUACACGUGCGCAUUGAUCAAUUAAUGAUUUAGGGAUGAAGAAGGAGCUUAUCGCGAGCUAAACACGCGAACCGCGUCCGAUUCUGCGGUCCGAGGCGUCCGUUACUGAGUGCUUUGUCAUGGAGGAAGGCAAAGCAAUCAGUUGCAAGGAUAGGAUGGACGCUGAACGGCACAGGGUCUGCGAGAGCGACGAGAUCGAGAAUUCCGAUGAGAGUGACAGGCCGUCCGGCGAGAGAUGGGCUCCUGUUGGCGCGAACGACGGCGACAAUGAAUUCACGGACGAAUACAAAUACGUCAAUGCCAUGGAGAACCUUACCUACGAUAUGGAAAGAGUCAAGAUGUUGGAAGAGGAACAAGAAAUGUUAAACUCAUCUCUAAUAGCAUUAACUACUCACUUUGCUCAGGUUCAGUUUCGCCUCCGACAAAUUGUAGAUGCGCCAGCCAGUGAGAAGGAGACAUUGCUCAAAGAGUUAGAAGAAUUUGCAUUUAGGGGAAUACCAGAUGUACCAAAUAACUUACUGUUAGAGAGCAGAUCUGUCACACCAAUUUCCCCUGUACCAUGUGAUCGAAGUGUAAAUGGUGUGAUCACCGAUGCGGAGAUCGAGUCUAAAAUGGCGUUGCAAAGAACGAAACAGAGAGAACUGAUAAGCCAACUGAAAUCUCAACUGGAGGAUCUGGAGAAGUACGCGUACGAGACAGGCGACGCUGAUCUGCCGCAGAGUGUUAUUCUGGAGAGACAAAAUAUCAUAAUUAGUCACCUGAAGGAAAAGUUGAACUUUGACGUCGACGAUCUGUGCAAAUUGCCGGCAGAUGAUCUCAGAUGGCAAGUCGAUUACGCGAUAAGUCAAAUUGUCAGCCCGUUAAAGAUGAAGGAGCAACUGGUCUCUCAGCUGAAAACGCAGAUCGCCGACUUGGAGCGUUUCAUAAACUACCUCCAAGGCGAGGUCAGCACGGAAACUUUGGCGUGCACAUGCGCGUGCCCAGUGCACGCCGGCGGCUCGGGGCCGAGCACCGGCUCCGGCACUUCGAGCUCAUACGGCAAGCGUCACUUCGACAGAAAACCCAUCGAAGAGGACGGCAACCGCACCAGGACGCUCAACACCGUGCGGAAGGUGGUCGCGCUCCUGCACAUGUUCCUGAUGUCGCAGCUGGGCUGCGGCAGUGAGCGCGUGCGUCGGAACUUCAAGAAGAAUCCAGUGCACAACUGGCGCGAUCUGCGCACCAGGCUGGACAUCGCCGUGGAGCACGUGCUAGAGACGAUCGCCGAGGCAUCGCAGCGGCAUCCUGACGAGGAGGACGACGAUAUGGACAAUGAGAACGACUACACGUCCGACUCGGACUCGGCGUCGCACGCAAACGCGAAGCUCACGUCCGCGGUGAGGAAGCAUUUGGCCGCCUCUAUCCGAGAUUUGAUACAGCACGGUCUGACGUCCGACGUGCUACGCUCCACCAGCGUGGUGCCGUUCGUCGGCUGCUUUCCGCAGCGGAACGUCUCGUCGUCCAAUUUCAUGCACGCCUGGGAGCUGAUACUAAAGUACUACGAGAUCAAGAACGGACGACGCUACAACUCCAGUCCAGCGCAGAAGUUGUCGCAGAGCUUUAAUUUGGAUCUCGCGGCUGGCAGAAUGGCGUCCUCCAAACAAAGCUUACUCACGACCAUAGGUAACAUUAUCACCUCCCACAGCCCGUACAAACGAAGCUACGACUCGCAUUUCAAGGCGUUCAUAUGCGCGGCUUUGAACGCAAAUAAGCUCGUGGUGUGGCUGAAACUGAUCUUACAGUGCCAGUACCUUCUGGAGCACUAUUACCUCUCGUGGAGUUACGUUGUGAAGACAGGCUUCCAAGAUGCGUUUCACACCUUGGAUCGCCUCACUAGUUACAAGUUCGACUUACCGGUGGACCUGGCUGUGCGACAGUUUCAGAACAUUAAGGAUGCGUUUUGAUCGUGCCGUAUCAGGUGCAGUCUUAUCGUUUCAUGCAAAUGACAACGUAGGUAAUUGUAGAACGUACGUGUACUUUCAGUAUACACUUUCUGUAACACACGCUACAAACAGAGUUAUACGAGCAAACAGUACAUAGUCACUCAGAAUAUCGAAACAUACUUUCUUUUGAGUUUAAAAAUGCAAUUGAAUUUCUGACCCAAGAGAGAUACUUAACCGAUCUAUUUCGCAGUGAUUUAUCUCCUCUGCAUGUCAACCCAUAUGCCGUCGAAAAGUUUGUCUUUUCUCCGAGAUAAAUAUCGCAGAAACGUUCAUUUCUCAUUCCCUGAGUGUUCGUUGUAUUAAAUGCACAUAGAGUUGAAUUGCAAUAAUUAAUAGGUGUAAUUAUAUUUACUUUGUAAGAGGUAUCAUCAGUAUUGUAUAGAUCAGUUAUGAAUGUAUAAAACUUUAUUUCUCUCGCUUGUCACGCACGACAGGCAAUAUCUAUGUAUAGUCUGCAAACCUUAAGAGGGGAACCUGAUUAGAAUCCACGAUAUGUCUAUAUACAGAUGUUUUUCAUCGCGGCACGCAUAUAUAAACACAAAUAUUGCCUGACGUUAAUUAAAGAGACGUACUGAAUCAAGCGAAACUAGUCAUCCCGAAAGAAAACAUUCCGUAUUUUGCACGUCAAACGCGAAGUCACAAACAUUUAUGAGCAUACUUAAAGGAAACAUACCAAAAAUGUGUAAUAUCACGAUGUAACGCGGCUAGAGUUGCUGCAUUGGACGCAAUUUGUAUAUCGUAAGGCGUCCCAUGUAUAUCUGUAUGUAUAAGUUAGCAUGCAUAUAUAUAUAUAUAUAUAUAUAUAUAUAUAUAUAUAUAUAUAUAUAAGAAAAUAAUGUAAUAUAUAUAUACGAGGCGUAAACCAUCUGCUUUUUAUAAGACGAUGAAUUAUUUUAAGUUAGUUCCACGGAUAGAGAUACACUGUUGCAAAAAAUAUAUAUACUUACGAUGCAA